UGGGGAGGAGUGGGGAGUGGGGACUCUGAACCCCUAGGCCGGCGUGGGAGCCUGGCCCAGGUCUUCUUCCACACUUAGCGGACUACAGAGUGUGGCUUCACCCUUACUGCUCUGGGAGCCAAGGGGCCUCCUCACUCCUGCUUUGCCGAUGGGCUGACAAGCUUGGCGACGCUCAGUGGCUGCCUCGGGAUUCCGUCCCGACUCAAGGGCUGGAGGACGGGCCCGUGGCUAUCCCAGUGGUGCAGAAUUGAUCACCGAACCUCCGGUCGAGCGCAGGUUGGGAUCAUUAGACCUGUCCCUUCCUCAGUGCAGCGGGCUGGCCGGACAGGCUUUCCGCGCUGCAUAACCGUGGCGGGAAUGCUGAGUGGGGUGGCUCAGAAGACAGGAGUUCCUGUACCUUUUGACUCAAGGCUCUGGAAAUAAAGCGUAAAUAGGACAUAGUAUUAUUGAUACCAUAUCAAGAACAAAGUAUGAACUAGGCAGUGAGUGUCCCCAGGGAGCCACCAGCUGCUGGCCUGGAACCAUGGCACUGAGCCACUCGGUGAAGGAGCGGACCAUAUCUGAGAACAGUCUCAUCAUCCUGUUGCAAGGCCUCCAGGGCCGGGUGACCACGGUGGACCUGCGGGACGAGAGCGUGGCCCAUGGACGCAUAGACAACGUGGAUGCUUUCAUGAACAUCCGCCUGGCCAAAGUCACCUACACGGACCGGUGGGGUCAUCAGGUGCAGUUGGAUGACCUGUUCGUGACAGGCCGGAACGUGCGCUACGUGCACAUCCCGGAUGACGUGAACAUCACCGCCACCAUCGAGCAGCAGCUGCAGCUCAUCCACCGGGUUCGCAACUUCGGCAGCAUGGGCAAGGGCCGCCGGGAGUUUCCCUCCAAACGUCACAAGUGAGGAGGCUGUGCCCUCUGCAAGCUCCAGCCCCAACUCAGGUUCCUCCAGGGUUCUCCUGAACCAGCUUCUCAGCAUCCUGCUCUUCCCAGAGCUGAGGAAGGAAGCAGGGCGAACCCACAAACUGGUGUCCAGCAGACACCCCUUCACAGCUGCCUCUCUUGGGGUUCCACCUCCCACGAAACUGGAAUCCCAUCUCUCUGUGGCCUUGGGGCACAGGACGGUCCCCCGUCUCCUCAUUUGCAUCUGAGCCUUUGGUUUACUGAUUCUGAACCCCUUCUCAGACAGGAUUAUGAGAUGGGCUUGGCUUGAGCCCUCUCCAGUUGUCCGCAUUGCUUUUUCAGUUAUGGUCAUUUUCUCAUAAAAUCCAACUUGGCUAGCCACAAA
Ochotona princeps (American pika) is the source of this 1279-nucleotide messenger RNA. It is a transcript of the gene LSM10, whose product is annotated as LSM10, U7 small nuclear RNA associated. The transcript has 2 exons. The coding region runs from base 524 to 895 and encodes 123 amino acids. Gene Ontology annotation, biological process: mRNA 3'-end processing by stem-loop binding and cleavage. NCBI's taxonomy places the organism in Eukaryota, Metazoa, Chordata, Mammalia, Lagomorpha, Ochotonidae. The record is from RefSeq and is a predicted model, not a curated record. Gene Ontology annotation, cellular component: nuclear body; cytoplasmic U snRNP body. Gene Ontology annotation, molecular function: U7 snRNA binding; histone pre-mRNA DCP binding.